This is a messenger RNA of Diaporthe amygdali, 633 nucleotides long. RefSeq lists its product as uncharacterized. The record is from RefSeq and is a predicted model, not a curated record. The transcript has a single exon. The coding region runs from base 1 to 633 and encodes 210 amino acids. Lineage: Eukaryota; Fungi; Ascomycota; Sordariomycetes; Diaporthales; Diaporthaceae.
AUGACCAUCCAGCCAAUGCCAAGUUCCCAGUCACAGGAAGAGCGAGAUUAUGUGAAUAUGGAUCAAAGGGAUGGUGAGAUGAGCCUGGAGUUUGCCCUUAAAUACCCGAUCCCUCUGUUUGAUGGCGAAUCCCGCAAACCUGUUACAGCCAACAUGAUGAUUGACCUGGUAGCGUGGACUACGUCGUCGGUUCUCCCCGUCACUCGAACAUUCGAGGCUCGAGAGCUCAUUAACGACGAUGUUGCAGUAAGGCUUCCCGUGUUACGGUCGCAAUCAUUCUUCGCAGAAGUCCGUAAGCUUUUGAUCUUUUCUGGAAAUACCAAUCUUUACAAAUGUAUCUGGGACGACGAGGAGCUGAACAAACGCGAAAUCGGUACUCGAAAAGGGAAGAUAAUAGCAUCGACAGACUGCGAUACCCUGUGGAAAAGAAAGCAAAUCCUUGAAGAAGGGAAAGUAAUCGAACUAUUUGAGAGAGCUACCGACAUGGGACUUGAGAGGAUGACCUUUCGAGUUGCAUGGUACAGCUCCUCGGUCCCGCAGGAUAUCUCGUUAGUGAAACAGCAACUUAGCCAUGGAAAUUGCAAUACCGGAUCUGGGCACUGGAUGGAGAGGAGUACGAGGAGUCAUGUCUAG